Molecule: messenger RNA, 1716 nt
Organism: Kwoniella shivajii
Lineage: Eukaryota; Fungi; Basidiomycota; Tremellomycetes; Tremellales; Cryptococcaceae
Exons: 9
Coding region: 1-1716 (571 amino acids)
Biological process (GO): lactate catabolic process
Cellular component (GO): mitochondrion
Molecular function (GO): D-lactate dehydrogenase (cytochrome) activity; D-lactate dehydrogenase (NAD+) activity; FAD binding
Source: RefSeq, a predicted model, not a curated record
AUGACCAUUGGCUUCAGAUCGCUCUUACCCAUACGCCGAAUUGCUAUACCUUCUCGAGCGGUAAUCCGAACAUCGCGUCAAAUCCGAUACAAUUCUACCAUCCCUCCUUCUUCGCCUGCUGCAUCCCGACCUCAAGCAUCAUCGUUGAGUACAGCAUGGUAUGCAUUCUCCCUUGCACUAUUCGCAGGAGCUGGUUAUCUGAUAGGUAACGUCGGUACUUUACCUCCAUCAACAUCAUUGGUAGAUUCAGCAUUCGCAAUAUCACAUCAAUUAGCUAAUCAACCUAAAUACGGUUCACAUAAAGAUUAUCAAUCUGCUAUCAAAGAUUUGAACGCUUAUUUUAGUGAAAAAGGUAAAGAAGAUAAAGUUUCAAUUGAUGAUGCAGAUUUAGAAACUCAUGGCAUAUCAGAUUGGUCUUAUCAUCCAGCUAAAAAACCGACUGUAGUAGUUUGGGUAGAUUCGACAGAAGAAGUUCAAAACGUAGUUAAAAUAGCUCAAAAAUGGAAAGUACCCAUCACUCCCUUUUCAGGUGGUACUUCAUUAGAAGGUCACUAUAGUAGUCCAUUCGGAGGAAUAUCGUUAGAUGUCUCGUUGAUGGACAAGAUCAUUCGAGUAUCAGAAGCAGAUGGAGACGUGAUUGUUCAACCCGGAGUCAAAUGGGAAGAUCUGAAUGCUCAUUUGGCUAAAGAAGGCGUACCGUUAUUCUUUCCUUUGGAUCCUGGACCAGGUGCUACUAUAGGCGGAAUGGUAGGUACAGGUUGCUCGGGUACCAACGCAGUCAGGUAUGGUACUGCCAAAGCAGAAUGGUUCUUGAACCUCACCGUUGUUUUACCUUCUGGAGAAGUGAUCAAGACUCGUCAGAGAGCAAGGAAAUCAGCUGCAGGAUGGGAUACGACAAAGUUAUUCGUUGGAGCAGAAGGUACUUUAGGUAUCGUUACCGAAGCCACAUUAAGAUUGGCUCCUUUAUUACCCACAAAAUGUGCGGUAGUCAAUUUUCCAGGUGUAGAAGAUGCCGUCAAAGCAGCUACUGAAGUUGUCAACGCUGGCUUUCCUGUACAAUGUGUCGAAUUCCUCGAUGCAAGAACUAUAGAUGCUAUAAAUAAAGGUGGAAUGGUCAAGAAUAAAUAUCCACUUGCCGAUACUCUGUUCUUCAAAUUCCAGGGAUCCGACUCGGCAAUGUCCGAAGUAUCCAAGAAUGUUCUUACAGUUGUGAAUAAACACGGAGGGAAGAAUUUCGCAUUUUCAAAGAAUGAUGAAGAGGCUAGAAGUCUAUGGGAAGGUAGGAAAGCUGCUUUGUGGAGUGUAUUAGCUUUGAAAGAGAAUUCAAGAGUUUGGACCACAGAUGUUUGCGUACCAAUCUCGAGAUUGCCUAGGUUAGUGAGGGAGACGACUGAAGAUUUCGAGAAAAGGGGAAUCACAGCAUGUCAUUUCGGUCACGUCGGAGAUGGAAACGUUCAUUCUUUAGCUUUGUUCAGUAACGACGAAGAAUUGGCUGUUGUCGAACACGCAGUUCACGAUAUGGUAGAAAGGGCAAUCAAGUUGGAUGGUACUUGUACAGGCGAACAUGGUGUUGGUGUGGGGAAGAUAGGUUAUUUACCUAUGGAAUUGGGUGAAGGGACCGUCAAUUUGAUGGAGACUGUUAAGAGGACAAUCGAUCCUCAUAAUUUGUUCAAUCCCGGAAAAAUUUACCCAAAUAUAAAACCACAACACCAGUGA